Messenger RNA from Strongyloides ratti, 1428 nucleotides. RefSeq names its product UDP-glucose 6-dehydrogenase. Gene Ontology annotation, cellular component: nucleus; cytosol. Gene Ontology annotation, molecular function: NAD binding; UDP-glucose 6-dehydrogenase activity. Gene Ontology annotation, biological process: glycosaminoglycan biosynthetic process. The record is from RefSeq and is a predicted model, not a curated record. Bases 1 to 1428 code for a protein of 475 amino acids. NCBI's taxonomy places the organism in Eukaryota, Metazoa, Nematoda, Chromadorea, Rhabditida, Strongyloididae. The transcript has 2 exons.
AUGACAUUUAAAAAGAUUGAAAAUGUGGCUUGUGUUGGAGCAGGAUAUGUUGGUGGACCAACAUGUGCAAUGAUUGCUUAUAAAUGUGAUUAUAUUAAAGUUACUGUAAUGGAUAUAAAUGAGGAAAAAAUUAAUCAGUGGAAUUCAGAUGAUCUUCCAAUUUAUGAACCUGGUCUUGAUCAAAUUGUUAAAGAAAGAAGAGGAAAAAAUUUAUUUUUUUCUACUGAUGUUAAAGGAACAAUUGAAAAUGCUGAUUUAAUAUUUAUUUCAGUAAAUACACCAACAAAACAUUAUGGUAGAGGAAAAGGAAUGGCACCAGAUUUAAAGUAUGUUGAAUCUGUAGCAAGAAUGAUUGCAAAAUAUGGAAAAGGUUCUACAAUUGUUGUUGAAAAAAGUACUGUGCCUGUAAGAGCUGCACAAUCUAUUGGAAUAAUAUUAAAAGAAGCACAAAAAAAAAAUCCUGAAUUGAAAUUUCAAGUUCUUUCAAAUCCAGAAUUUCUUGCUGAAGGAACAGCUAUUAAUGAUUUAGCUAAUCCUGAUAGAGUAUUAAUUGGUGGAGAAGAUUCUGAAGAAGGAAAUGAAGCAGUAAGAAGAUUAGUUGAAGUUUAUGAAAAUUGGGUACCAAAAGAAAGAUGUAUUACUACAAAUACAUGGUCAUCUGAAUUGUCAAAACUUGCUGCAAAUGCUUUUCUAGCUCAAAGAAUUUCAUCAAUAAAUUCUAUUUCUGCAAUUUGUGAAGCUACUGGUGCUGAUGUAGGACAAGUAGCACUAGCUAUUGGAAAAGAUAAUCGUAUAGGAUCCAAAUUUUUACAAGCUUCAGUAGGAUUCGGUGGUAGUUGCUUUCAAAAAGAUGUAUUAUCACUUGUUUAUUUAUGUGAAUCUCUUAAUUUAAAAGAACCUGCUGCAUAUUGGUCUUCUGUUGUUGAGAUUAAUCAAUGGCAACGUAAAAGAUUUGCUCAUUGUAUCAUUACAGAACUUUUUAAUACUGUUGCUGGAAAAAAAAUAACAUUUUUUGGUUUCGCUUUUAAAAAAAAUACUGGUGAUACAAGAGAAUCAUCUGCUAUUGCUGUAGGAAAACAUUUACUUGAUGAAUGUGCUGAUUUACAUAUUUAUGAUCCUAAAGUUCCUGAAACAACAAUAAGAUCAGAUUUGCUAUCUGUCAUUUCUAACAAAAAUAUUAUUGAUAAUCAUGUUACAAUUCAUAAAUGUCCAUAUGAAGCAGUAAAAAAUUCACAUGCUAUUGUGAUAUUAACUGAAUGGGAUGAAUUUAAUACAUAUGAUUAUAAUAGAAUUUUAAAUUCUAUGGUAAAUCCAGCUACCAUUUUUGAUGGAAGAAGAAUAUUAAAUUCAAGCCUUUUAAAAAAAAUUGGUUUUAGAGUUUUUACAAUUGGUACAACUCCAACACAAAGUUAUAGUCUUUUCCACUAA